GCAAAGAAAUGAAUUAAAGCAUGCAUUACUAAGCUUAUUAAACAUUCUCUCUUUACCCCCUCCCCUCCACACUGUCUCUCCCUCUUUCCUUUCACUUCUCCUUAUUUCUCUUUAUCCAUGUAAUCCCCCUAUCAUUUGUUUUCCCUUCAUUUCUCUCCUUCUAUGUAUUUCUGUUUAUUUCUACAUCACUAUUCUUCUCUAUCCUCUCCCUUCAUUCCCUUUCUCUCCAUAUGUGUUGCCUUUAUUCCUAUCUUCCUUCCUCCUCAUGUGUCCCCUUUCCUUCUUCAUCUCCUCUUCCCUCCUUCCCUCCCUCCUUGUCUCCUCCAGGCCAUUGAUAAGUACUGCAGGGUGAGUGGAGGUUUCUCCGGGGUGAAGGACGUCUACUCCUCCAACCCGACCUACGACGACGUGCAGCAGAGCUUCUUCCUGGCCGAGACGCUAAAGUAUCUGUACCUGCUGUUCUCCAGCGACGACCUGAUGCCCUUUGACAGUUGGGUUUUCAACACGGAGGCUCACCCGCUGCCUGUGCUCCACCUGGGGAACAUCACCCUGCCUGGCAGCGAGCCGUCUCAGCAGUAAACAGGAAGUGUUGUUCUCCUCCACAGCAGCAGGGGGCGCCACCUGUCUGAACGACAAACAACCCACCAACACUGGACAAAGUUACAUUCGGCUCCACAGACUCUCUACUGCUUCUGGACUGCAGACAUCAACCAGAGGAAUGAUGGAGAGCCUCCCGAGGGGACGUAGAGACCCUCUCUCUCUUCUUCUAUGUUUUACUCUUUGACUCUCUCUGUCUUCUCUGAAAGACGGCGUUUUUUGCUGCUCAGCCUCGCGACUGGCUUGAACUGACUCUGAAGGACCGAGCUCUAAUUAAGGCUCGAUUUGUUUGUUUUUUUGUUAUUAUUUUUAGUGACCAAACUCUACUCCCAUACAGACUCAAGCUGAGGCAUUAUGGGUUUUCUGUGAAGGAUUACAGUCAGUUUGACACUGUGCUGAUGGAAGUGUGUGUUUGUUUUCCAGACUGACUGACUUGAGGACUUUACAGGGUCUGUUGAUGUGUUUUUUUGUUUGGCCUCAUGGGGACACAGGGUUGAAUGAAAGCCCUUCGCUUCUCCCUGAACCCUCCUCUUACUCCACUUCCUGUUUAAUCUUCAUCUGAUGGACUUUGACCUGGAACUAUUAGCAGCUCGUCACAUCAUCAGUGCGAGGGCGGGUUGUGUCUCCUCCUCUUCCUCCUUUUACUCCUCUAAUCCUCCUUUUUUCAGAACAGUGGACCAUUGUACGUGAACAGUAACUCCACCUGGACAGCAGCAGCUUCUCCAUCUUCUCUCUACACACCUCGACAUCUUUCCAGUUCCUCUCCCAGAUAUAAACGUCACCGAGUGCUGCUACAUUUGUUCAUUUUCCGCCACCUUUUUCCUGUCCAUUUAUCGCCUCAAUUUGUUCUCUUAUUUCUCGCCUUCUCAGAACACAUUUUUCAAGGAUCCAGUAAUGCUUCUGUAUGAGUGUCUGUUUGUGUGUGUGUGUGGGUGUGUGUGGGUAAGAUAACCUCUGCUGUAAAUCAUUGAUUUGUGCACUUUGUAUGGGAAGACUAUGAAGAAGAGGGAAAUAGAAGUGUAGCACUGAAAGAGCUGAAUAUAGGCUCCCUGCUGAGCUCCCAGCAUGCAACAGUCGCUCCGUAUAUCACGUAAAUUGUAUGAACUAUACCGUUCACAACCACUUAUUUUUUCAUUCCUGCUUUAAUUGUCUCUUCGCUUCUCAUUCCUUCUCUUCUCUUGUCCAUUGUAACCUUCAUUCUCCUUAACUAAAACAAAACCUAUUACACUCUUGAGGAUUUGUUUCUGAGGUUUUCCAGAAAAGAGGUAAGGCUAAUUUCAAAACAUUCAUUUAAUAAUGUCCAAGUUUUUGGAUAAUCUCUAAAUCACAGUUUGAGCUUUUGAGAAAUAUAUAUCACCUGUUAAAUGUACAUUAUAAAGCUGCAAGCAUGUCCCCUUUGGGUUUAUUGUUCAGUAAACAAUCAUGACGAAUAACUACUGUACAGAUUCAAGUCACCUUUUUUCGUCCCCAUCAUCAUAUCUUAAAAAAAAAGAAAAAAGAAAUCUGGCUCUCUUAUCUCUCCCGACACACAACUCUCUCUGUUUCAUCUGAAGCUGUGCGAGGGAUUUACUGCUUUGCUCAGAUAAUAGAUAAUACAGUCUGUUACUAAAUAUUACAUUAGAGAACAACCAAAACAACUCUGCUGAUUUUCAAUGUGUGCAUAAAGCAGUUAUGCGCCUCUUUUAAAAACACACGGGUGAAUUUCAUGCUAAGAAACAACUAGGGCUGUACCCGAAUAUCCGAAUAUUCGUUCGUUGGAGUACUAUUCGGGUUUCAAUUUCGUUAUUCGGAU
Molecule: messenger RNA, 2389 nt
Organism: Notothenia coriiceps (black rockcod)
Lineage: Eukaryota; Metazoa; Chordata; Actinopteri; Perciformes; Nototheniidae
Product: mannosyl-oligosaccharide 1,2-alpha-mannosidase IB-like
Exons: 2
Coding region: 163-579 (138 amino acids)
Biological process (GO): mannose trimming involved in glycoprotein ERAD pathway; carbohydrate metabolic process
Cellular component (GO): endoplasmic reticulum; extracellular exosome; Golgi membrane
Molecular function (GO): mannosyl-oligosaccharide 1,2-alpha-mannosidase activity; calcium ion binding
Source: RefSeq, a predicted model, not a curated record